GAGCUAAAGGUCUUAAGAAGGACAGAUUGGGGUUCUGAUAAUUGUUCCUUAAAAAAAAAUCUGCUACUUCAGAGAUGACAAGAUACAGAUUUCAGGAAAGUGGGACAUAGACCUUGUUCAGAGGCUGCUCUGUCCGUGAUUGUUUCUAAUUUCUCGUUGAUUUGCAGCCUGAUGCCUCCUCUUUGCUCGCCUUGGUUGCUCCAGCAACAUGGAUAUAAUUUCCUGUAGUUCUUUUGCUGAUAAGAUAAAAUGAGGAAAAAAAAUACUAGCCAGAUGAGAGCGGCCAAGGUGAGGAACCUGACUGAGGAGGUGCAGUCUCUACAUGAGGACGUCAGUAAACUCACCAGAGCCGUGCAGGCUGCUCAGGAGGCCCAGCAGCAGACCCAGGAGCAUCUGCACAUAGAGGAGGAGAAACUCAGCAACGUGAGCAAAGUAAAUCAGAAGCUCAGCCAGCAAGUUGAUGCGAUUUGUCUGUCAGAAGAGUAACUCGUUCUUGACAUUCUCUUGAAGCUGGUUGAGAUUCCUUACAACAGCAGUUUAAAUUCUCCACCCAACAGUUCACCCAUAAUAUCUGCUGCCUUUUCAUUUUCUGGCUCAGGAGCAAAUGAAGAAAGGGAAGUGGAAAGAUUGUAGGAGCCAGAGAUGAUGCUGACUCCAAGGAAACACGUGUCUUACAAACAUGGUACGACUGACACACAUAUGAAUGAACCCACAGAAACUGUGGCAGCAUGCAUAGGGCCCUUACAGGUUUAAGUCAAAUGGGAUUGCAUCAUUGAGAAGAGAAAGCGGCCUAAUAGUUCUUGAGGCGUGUUGCUGUGUGGUGUUGUAUAGACAUUAAAAGGUUAAUGAUUUAUUACAGGCUCCAUUAUCUGCUUUCGUUUCUGCCUGACUUUACAGAACUGUAAGCAAAAAUCUGUGAUGCUGUGGUUACUUGCAUUACUUCAGCACCUAAUGGCGCUGUAAAACCAGGUUCCUGUGGCUCUGCUGUUGAUGUGUUGCUGUUAUUCAGCACUAGAGGAUGAGAUGAACCAAGCCGCAACUGACUGAAGCCUACAGUUGCUGUGAUGUUUAGCCUGAACAGUGGUGUAGGGGUUUGGAUGAAGAUCCUUCCCAGCUUCAGCUCAGUAUUUGAUCACAUGGCAUGAAGUCGUUGGCACUGUUUUGGAAGGUUUGGGAGGUGCAGCCUUGUUGGAAGAAGUACGUCACUGGGGGUGGGCUUUGGGAAGAGAAACCCACCUACUUUCAGCUCACUCUCUCUGUUUUGUUUAAGAUUUGAGCAGCAAACCACUGAACUGAGAAUGGGACCCCCGUUGAAGGAAUCAGAAAAAGGACUGGAAGAGCUUGAAGGGGCUCGAGACCCCAUAUGAACAACAAUGCCAGGCAACCAGAGCUUCCAGGGACUAAGCCACUACCUAAAGACGAUACAUGGACUGACCCUGUGCUCCAACUGCAUAGGUAGCAAUGAAUAGCCUAGUAAGAUCACCAGUGGAAGGGGAAGCCCUGGGUCCUGCCAAGACUGAACCCCCAGUGAAGGUGAUUGUUGGGGGGAGGGAGGUAA
Rattus norvegicus (Norway rat) is the source of this 1558-nucleotide messenger RNA. NCBI's taxonomy places the organism in Eukaryota, Metazoa, Chordata, Mammalia, Rodentia, Muridae. The record is from RefSeq and is a predicted model, not a curated record.